AUGCAGCUUUCUAUUGUCGUCGUGUUUGCUGUUCUUUUUGCAGUGUCAUCUUAUGCUGUUAAACCUGUGUUUCUUGGUCCCCUUUGUUUAAAUCAAGUUAACUGUUUUGUUGACCCAUGUCAAGUCUCAAGAUGUCCUGCACAUCCUGCUGCAAAAUGCACUUCAAAUUAUUGUGGUGGUUGUAAUGCAGUUUGGUCUUUAAAUGGCAAAACAGUGGAUUGCAGUGUCCCAGAAUCAGCGUCAUCAGUUGAAACCCCAGAAAGCAAAUGUGUUACCGUAAAUUGCUUCAUGAACCCCUGUGGUUUAGCUAAGUGUGCGAAACAUCCAAACGCUUCAUGCAGAGCCAACUAUUGUGGUGGUUGUCAUGCUUGGUUCUACGUUGAUAACAAACGUGUUCAAUGCGACUAA
Messenger RNA from Rotaria socialis, 408 nucleotides. Lineage: Eukaryota; Metazoa; Rotifera; Eurotatoria; Philodinida; Philodinidae. The record is from the annotation of a GenBank genome assembly.